This is a messenger RNA of Alternaria triticimaculans, 789 nucleotides long. RefSeq lists its product as uncharacterized. The coding region runs from base 1 to 789 and encodes 262 amino acids. Gene Ontology annotation, cellular component: membrane. The record is from RefSeq and is a predicted model, not a curated record. Lineage: Eukaryota; Fungi; Ascomycota; Dothideomycetes; Pleosporales; Pleosporaceae. The transcript is spliced from 3 exons.
AUGGUUCCUAAGACAAAAGGAAGAACCCACGAGCAAGAACGAGACGUCGGCAGUGACGCAGACGACAGCCCGAAGGACAAGGCCAACGACGAUGAGGAGAACAAAGCUUCUACGAGUGACAUGCCAGGAAACAACGCGAAUACCUCUGGCAAUGGCAACGCCACCCUCGGACGCGCGAACACGUUCAUCAAGGCCAUGUGCAAACACGUCAUGGACAAGAUCGCCCUGUGCGCCAUGCAAGCAAAAGAUGCUGUGGCCAGUGCAAUCGAAAGGGUUAAGGAACUCGGAGUCAAGGGUCUGGCGAAGGCAGCUCGCGAGUGGAUCAUGCGGCACCCUUGGGAAUUCGCUCUGGUCGUGGUUCCGCUCAUUCUGAUUGCGCUCACUGCCAUCAUAUUAUCAGGUAUAGGCUUUGGAGCGGGUGGGAUAGUCGCUGGCAGUACAGCAGCCGCCAUGCAAGCGGGUAUUGGCAAUGUGGUUGCAGGUUCUGUCUUUGCCACUUGUACAAGCGCUAUGAUGGGCGGGUACGGUGCGCCGAUCAUCUUCGGGGGUCUUUGGGGCAUAACAGCAGCGUUGGUGAUCGUAGUCGAGCGAGUUUGGAAGCGCUGGAUGGGCCGGUCACAGCAAGCUCUGGUACCUCUGUACAUCACCCUACCGACAAGCGCCAUUAAGAUCGGAAAGCAAGCCGCGUAUGCUGCGGUCUUCUAUUCGAUGUGUGCGGCGGCAUACGUGGUAUACCGUUUCAAAAGUUGGCAGCAGGGACGCGGGACCGAGAAGCUGAAGAAAGACUAG